AUGGUCACUUUGUCGCAUUUGACUUGUCGGCUUCUGUCUGAGCCUCGUGGUGCAACUGCCUCUGAGAGGCACCACCUUGACACCCUCCGGGGUCUCACAGGGGCCUUGGGGGGCACCUGGCAUCCGACCUUGCCCGUUUUCCUUCAGGAAUUGCUGCCGACUGCCGAGGAUACAGCUUCCGAAGCAAGCGAGGGAUACGGUCCGCGGACUUGCUGUGCGGUGCUGCCCCAGCCCCGGUCAGGUUUUGCAGUCUUUAGUGCUCAGCCACCGUGGAACACGCCAGGCAUCGCGGUUUGCUUCGAGCUGGCGGGCGUGGAUAAUAGGCUAUUUGCUACCUUUGUCCCCGAUUACGUCACAUGCGGUGAUAUUCAAAAGCUUGCAGAGCUCUCUCCUGACUCUGGGGUACAGAUUUGGGCCGGACCGCAAUUGGUCCGUCUGCUUGAUGGCGAGCCCGCCCAUGUCUUUCCUGGUAUGUUGCUGUGCUUCACGCCUGCAGGGCGACUCCCGCCUGCUGCCCACACUCUGGGUGUCAUGCUCCUCGACCCUGAGCUUUGGAGCGACAUCGCUGUCCUUGAUGAACCUGUGUCUGACUGUGCCUUUUGUCUGGUCACCGAACGACGCAGUCAGGUCCUCCUGCUUGAGGCGUUUGAAAUGCCACAGUAUAGACGCCAUAUCGCGUCCGCGACUGGUGUCGAGCUGUCCAGGCUCCGUUUGUUUGCUGAACAGCCCCAGGCGAGAGAUACAGCGGUGAAUGGAACCUUUUGCCACUCCGUGAUAGCCAUUGGCUGUCAGGACUCUCAGCAACAGGCUUGCUGGAGUCUUGCUUUGCUGGAUUGCCGACCCAUCGAACUUGGCUGGCGGCUGACACAGGUCGCUGGAGGUGUUGUUGACAUCGGCCGGGUCGUAGACGAGUAUGAUCAGAGCGCUCCAUUAGGAUGGAAGGCGUUUGUCACUGAUGUUCCUGCACAGACAGGCAAGGUUGCAGCCUCACCAGGACAGGUUUUUACAGUUACCUAUGCCCCAGCUCCGAUCGUCGCCUUUCCUCUUUCCAGCAGCUCUGAUACAGCCAGUGCUAGCGUCACCCCGCCGGGACUGCCUCUUACCCGGCAUCGCGAGGGAGGUCGGGGAGACCCGCCCGCGACCGCUGUUCAUCCCGACAGCAACGUUGCGUCUAUGGAUACAGCAAUGUGCUUUGCUCUACUUACGCCGGCAUACAGCACCGAGGUCGUCACGGUCCGGGCCAGCCUGCCGACGCAAUUGGCUGAGGUGGUUGGACAGAUACAGCAUGCACGGGAUGUCGAGCGGCAACACCUUUUUCCCAUGUGCAGGCUGCAGGCUGUCCCAGUACAGCCCCCGUUCUCUUUUGCUUGCAUCCUCGCCUUGCCGGCAUGGCCUUUUGAUGGAACACCUGUUGAUGCUCUUGUGAACUUGCACCCAGGGGACUUGAUUACUGUGGUCCCUUUGGCAGAUGAGGUGCCGCCUCCUGCCGAUGCGGCCAUUUGGCUUCUUACUGAACAAAUGGGCCUCAGGCCUGUCCUACUUGAGAUAGGUUAUGUGGUUCGCCUUACUGGCGGGCAUUCUCCUCCUGGGGAAGAGAAUCACUUCCGAUACGUGAGCCCCGGAAGGGUACUUACCGUGACCUUCGUGCCUCGUUGGAUGCACAGCUCGCUGCCUGAUGAUGGUGGAUCUGAUGGACCGGGGGACGAUGGUGAUGGAGAUGAGGGUGACGGUGCCGGGCCCGAUGACCGUAAUCAGCCACACUCCUCUGAUUUAAUCUUCGAUGCGCAACCGGCCACACAGGCACAGGCAGGUGGCACUGGGAAUAUCGUCGGCACGAAUGUUCCGAAUACCGGCGCUGCGUGGAGCAGUCGAGUAGCCAUGUGGGGUAGGCGCGCGGAGCCGGACAUGUGCCUUCCCUGGCCAGAGGAGCUCGCAGGAGUGGUUGCUGGAGUCCCCAUGUGGGAGGAGGUGCUCAAGCACACCGUUGCCGAGGUGUGGGCGGAUAUUGAAGGGGAGGCCUUGAUCACACUUCUUGAGGAGUCUGUUGCGCAGCCUGCAUCUGAGGCUAUGUUCCUUGCCUCUACUCUCCUUGAGACUCUCAUCGAACACUUCCAGGUCAUGCGAGGGGAAGCUCAAGUUGCGCGUUCCGAGGAGGAGCGCCCGCCUCCAGCCGUACUGGAUUUGGCUCGGUGUGUUCCUCUUACAGCAUUUCAACGCCAAGUCUUGGAUUUGCAUGCCGUUGUGCCACAGCCCGGGCCCGCUGUCGCCCCAGGAACUAUCGUUGACUGGCUUGACUCUGACCUCAGAGGCCUCAAGAGAGACUCUUUGGUGCCUCGUCACAAGGUUCUCCUCUUCGAUUCCAUUGUUCCUUGGUUUAUCGGGGCAGACGAAGAUAUUCCUUUGGUAUGCGAACAGCUUGCCAUUGCUUGGGGUUUGAUUUGGGUGGUAGAGUUCGGCCCCCUCUAUGGGCUCCCGGUUACCAUGCGGUACGAUUGUAUGGCCGCCGGCCAGGGGGCUUUCGGUACUGCGCGUGCUCCGCGUGGAGGUGAGGGCCAGGCAGAUGCUUCGAUAUCUAUGUUCCUCUGCCACCUACGUCAACUCGCCGCUUCACGUGUGACACUUUCCCAUGACCACAUCAAGGCACAUGCAGGCCAUGUGGCCAAUGAGCUCUGUGAUGAGCUCGCCAAACGUGCGCGUAGGUGUGAGGCCGCCCGAAGUGGGGAUCUUCUCCCCGAUUGGCCUAAACAGCUCUUCUUCCAUCCCCUGCGUGCAUGGGCCUGGGUCCCAGUCGCCGGUACCAAGGACCUGCCAUCUCUUUUCUCGUUUGAGGCAGAGGCAUCCCGCAUGCAGACGUCGGAUUUGGUUGGACCUGAACCACCGUCGAUGGGAGCGCAGGUCGCCCGCGAAGGCUGUGGUCGGGUUGACUACGGACUGUGCUUUGUGACCUUCAAUGUGCUGACCUUGCUUGAUCCGCGUCCGGGUACUGUGAUCGCCCCUGGGACCGUUCAUCCUGGCCUCCGUGUGGUUGCUAAACGUGAAGUCAUGAAGCGCCAAUUCCAGGCCCUAGGAGCUAGCUUUGUCGGCCUGCAAGAGACACGUCUCCGCGAGGCCGCGACCUUGCCCGAUGCACAGUACUAUAUGUUUCACGCUCCGGCAGAUGAAAAUGGCCACCACGGAGUGGCCCUGUGGGUCAGCAAGGAUCUUCCUUACGCCCACUGUUUGGGCAAGCCUCUUUUCUUCCAGUCAUCACACUUCACUGUGACUGUAUGUGAGUCGAGGCUUCUGAUAGUGCAAGUGUGCGCACCUCAACUGUCUUUGACGGUGGUUGUUGCUCAUGCGCCCUCGGAGGUCAAUGUGGCCUCGGGCGCGGCUGUCUCCUUUUGGCAACAGUGCAAGCGUGCCUUACGGCGCCGACCUGCGAGGUCUGAGGUUGUCCUGCUUGUCGAUGCUAACUCAAGGGUUGGAAGCUUAACAUCUCAUUCAGUCGGGGACUUUGACGCGGACGAAGAGUCACUUACAGGGCAGGCUUUGCAUCACUUUGUUGUGGACGAACAAUUGUGGCUUCCCUCCACGUUCGCGGGGUGCCAUAGCGGUCCCAGUCCUACCUGGAUUUCUCCUGCCGGCCAGCCCUUUCGCAUUGAUUUCGGGGGGGUGCCGCUUGCGUGGCCCAUGUCCGCGGUUACCACGUGGGUUUGGACGGACUUCGAAUCAUUGCAAGUCCGCGAUGAUCACUUUCCGGUUGUGAUGAAGGUCCGCUUUCGCCUGGAGACGGCGUCGGCGGGUCACACUGUCUACCGCCGGCAAGCGGUGCGGCCUCCUCGCCUGGGGUUUACAGCUGAGUAUGUUGAGGGGCUAGCUUCGGUUACUUGUUGUGCCGAUACCGCGUGGGAUGUCAAGGUCGAUGCACAUUUCCAACAUGUGACCAGUGCAUGGAAUCGGCUUGGUCGCUCCUUGGGGUCCAGUUCUGAUUCUGUCCCCGUGCAGUCGUACUUGUCGGAGGCCACGCUGCGUUUAGUCUCUUGGCGCAAGGCCUGGCGCCGGAGACUACGAGAUCUCAAAGAUCCACAGAGACAACAGCGACUGGCUGCAUUCUUUGGUGCGUGGAGCCUUGCCGGCCGUCUGGCCCGUGUCGACUUCGCGACACCAGCGUCCCCGUGGGGUUGGGCGCGUGAAGUCGACCUCGAAAUUGCCCAGGCUGCCAUGCUUGUGUUCCGGCUAGGUCGAGUGAUUAAGGGGGCUUCCCGGGCUGACCGCGUCGCCUAUCUUGGACAACUUGUGGAAGCCGUGUCUUUGGCGGACCUCAAGGAUCCCAAGGCCCUUUUCCAUCGUGUGCGAAAGGCUUUUCCACAGGCUAGGCCCUCGAGACGACCUCUCCACUGUCCCCUUCCUGCGGUAAUUGCUCAGGACGGAGAACUGGCAGCAAGCACUGCGGAUCGUUUCGAACAAUGGCGAUCUCACUUCGCCGAACAGGAAGCUGGAGACAAGGUGGAUGGGCCUGGCUACCUGGAGGUUCUACGCCGGCAGCGAGUUGCAACUCUUGCGGCUGUUGAACAGACGUUGUGUGAGCUUCCAUUUGGCAAGGCUGCUGGAUAUGAUGGGCUUACUGGUGAGUUGCUCCGCGUCCAUGUGCCGACGUCAGCCCGCUUGCUCGUGCCGGUGUAUGCCAAGGCGGCUAUUGGGUUGUACGAGCCUAUAGAAUUUAGGGGCGGAGCCCUGGUUCCAUUGGCCAAGCGUGCCGCAGCCUCUCUGACUUGUGAUAAGUUCAGAAGCAUUUUGGUCUCUAGCAUUCCGGGCAAAGUGUACCACAGACAGCUGCGUACCAUGCUGGUGCCUGCGCUACAGACUGUCAGAGCGGACACACAGGCUGGGCCUGUUCCGGGUGUGUCUACCGAAGCCAUCUCCAUGGUGGCAAGAACUUUCCGCGAUAUCAUGUCCGGUCGCAGGGUCGCCUGGGCUCUUACCUUCUUUGAUGUACGGGCCGCCUACUACAGGGUCGUACGACAGGCUCUGCUCACCGUGGGCGAUACCGAGACGGCCUUGCGACGGCUCAUGCAUGACCUUGGGGUGCCGCACGACGCCAUGCAGGAGCUCUUCGAUAAGCUCACUAUGAUUGGUGCCGUUUCGGAGAGUGGUACCCCGGAACAUCUGCAACGUAUCCUCUCUGAUGUGCUGCAAGGUACCUGGUUCCGACUUGACCUAGGGUCUACACUCACCCUCACGCAUAGAGGUGUACGGCCAGGGGACAGUCUUGCGGAUGUCUUGUUCGCAUUUACGUUCAGUGCCUAUCUCAGGGCAACCGAAGCUGCUACGGUUGCCGCUGGGCUUCACUCGGAGAUGCCUGAUUGCCGUUCCUCCCCCUACUGGGCUGACCACGCCCCGCCAGCUGCAUUAGGGUGUGGGUCCUGGGCGGACGACUUCGUCCAAAUGACCUCCCAGACAUGCCUCCGGUCCCUUGCACAGAGGGUCACUCGGAUCGUAAACAUCUAUGUCGAGCAGGCUGAGUCGGUGGGCAUGCAACUCACUUUUGCUCCGGACAAGACGGCCACCAUGAUUUCCCACGCUGAGCUUCAGGACCCGCCUAUUCCAAGGGAUUCUGAUGGUCGCUUUCUUAUGGUGCACAGCUCAAUUACCGGUGUUGCGUAUCGCCUGCCUGUCGUGGAUGCAUACAAACACCUUGGCGGCAUCGCCACCACUACGGGGACCCCGGUGCCGGAAAUAGGUUAUAGGCACUCAUUGGCGAUGCUGGCCAUCCGACCUCUACGGUCACGCCUCUAUUCCGCCUAUGGCAUCCCUUUGCAAAUUCGGCGCCACUUGUUGCGUUCCCUGGCUAUGUCGCGCUAUGUGUUCGGCAGCGCCGCGUUGUCCUUACGCACUGCUCUCCAUCGACGCCUGUGGUCCAAGCAUUAUGUCGCACUGUGGCGACAUUUGUGGCGUAGAGGCAAAGGCGAGCAUUUCAAGCACUGCUUCGAGGUGUUGAGCGCUGCACAGGCCCCCACUCCUCCACUUGCGCUUGCGCUGGCACGUGCAGUCUUGCUCAGACAAGUUACGGUGAGUGGGCCGGCUACAUUGGCUACAUUGGUGAGGUUGCUCCAGGUGCAUUGGCAGGAGGCCCCUAAGACUGCCUGGCUCGGAGCGGUCCGUGAGGACAUUGUCCAUGUUUCCCAGUACGUCCCUGCUGCAAAGGUGCUGUUGGGCACUUCGGACCCUGUGCGGGCUCUCAUUGAGGCCAUUCAGGACGAUGCAAGCUGGUGGGUGAGGCAGCUCAAAAGUGCAUGCAGAAAGUCCAUCGCUGAGAUGGAGGAGUGGUGCAAGAGUCGUGCCUCCUGCCGGCCGAUUGCUGGGCCAACUGUUGUAGUUGACACGGACGAGCCCGAAGAGGAUGUGCCUGUUCACUCCUGCCCGUGGUGCCCGGCGGUGUUUCCCCGGAGGAAACAUCUGGGCGCCUGGGACGCCUUCUCUGCCUCCCUUCCUACGCUCCAGUGCUUCGGUCCGAAAUCCAUCACCACUGAAGCUCGAGUGGAGCUCCUCGGAGAAGAAAUGGACUUAGGCCGUACCAAGGAGGGACCCAGGGGAUAUGCAGCGUCCUUCUGGGAUGCGCGGGAGUGGGGGCAUGCCCUGCAGCUGAACGACGGCUCCCACGAGGUGGGCGUGAAGAAGCUCAUCAAAACUUUGAAGGAUGGGCGGACGCUGACGGAGCAGCCGCUGAGGCUGACGGCGCUCCAAGCGCUGUCUCCUGCCGCCCUGGUGGGCCAUCGAGGGGCACUAGCGGCGCAGGCAGCCGCCGUGCUGGACCGUAACAAGGCCGUUCGUGAGUGCGCGCUGGACGCCCUGUGGGAUGCGGCGGGCCAGCAGCGGCCCGAAGAAGGUGGAGCAGUGCAUGCCGCCCUCUCCGCAGAGCUGCCGCCGCGUGAUGCGCGCUACAAAGCCGAG
This is a messenger RNA of Symbiodinium sp. CCMP2456, 6930 nucleotides long. The record is from the annotation of a GenBank genome assembly. NCBI's taxonomy places the organism in Eukaryota, Dinophyceae, Suessiales, Symbiodiniaceae.